Molecule: messenger RNA, 422 nt
Organism: Rotaria sp. Silwood1
Lineage: Eukaryota; Metazoa; Rotifera; Eurotatoria; Philodinida; Philodinidae
Source: the annotation of a GenBank genome assembly
AUGGGUAACUACUCGAAAGCACUUGAAUUUUAUGAAAAAGCAAUGAAAAUAAAAGAAAAAUCUCUGUCUCCAAAUGAUCCCGAUUUGGCUUUCUCCUACAACAACAUCGGUGGAGUAUAUGACAGCAUGGGUAACUACUCGAAAGCACUUGAAUUUCACGACAAAGCAAUUAAAAUAAGAGAAAAAGCUCUGCCUCCGAAUCAUCCCGAUUUGGCUACUUCCUACAACAACAUCGCUCUUGCAUAUGACAACAUGGGUAACUACUCGAAAGCACUUGAAUAUCACGACAAAUCACUUAAAAUAAGAGAAAAAUCUCUGCCUUCGAAUCAUCCCGAUUUGGCUCAAUCCUACAACAACAUCGGUUUGGUGUAUGACAACAUGGGUAAAUACUCGAAAGCACUUGAAUUUUACGACAAAGCACU